AUGCAACAACAGACUUUCGUCAGUUCGACACAAACGUCUUCAAAACUUAACCAGCUUUCUUUCGCUCUCAUGCAAGAUGCGGUUCGACCAACCGAAGAGGCGUUCCGAGCCAUGUACGAGAGAGGUUAUCGUACUUGGUCCAAUCUUUUCGAAUUGGCAAUGGAGGACAUGAAAGCCUAUCCUACCGAACUUAUGUUCCAACUUGAGACCGCCUUUCCGCAUCAUCCUUCCUUUCCUACGAAUCUAAACACAGACAAGAGAUUUGCAGAUACUGUCCUUGUAUAUGGAACCUCUACGUGGACAACUACACAGCCGCCUUGCACGCUGCCAUCAUUUGAUGAAACAUUCUCCAUUCCAGUAGCGUCAGGCAGACCUACCAAAAUCACGAUCUCCGACUUACCGCAGUCAGCCUUUUCAUACUCGCGGUUUGCUAAUGAAGACGACGACCAUACCACGGUUCUCCUACUUGCAUGGUCCUAUAUACUCACUGCUCGCUGGGCUGAGAUCAUUCCGGGUGCAUCUGCUCCGAAGUACAGCGAUUUUGAGGCAGCGUGGGCUGGCGAGGACAAUUUCGAAACAGGAGGCUCAAAGAAAUGCAUUGUAGACGUAGGUGAUGUUGACAAUGAUGCUGCGCGGUGGUGGGCAGCUAUUCUAGCCCUUGAAGGGGGCUGGGAUGCCACUAUUCUGAGCAACACAGGUUGCAUCCUCCAUUCGCCUUGGUCUACCAAACUUGAAUCAGAGCACCAUUUUCAACUCCUGCGCGGGAAAGGGACUGCAGCUCAUCAUGAUGCCGCUCAAUACUUUGCUCCAUCGUUCGCCACUGCCUUGCGUUACUUGUCUGCGUACUGCGAAUACCAUAACGCCUCUGCUCAAAGCCAAACCGCGUUGGCUGCGACAUUGAUGCUACCAACUGCGAAAUUUGGAGGUCGACAUGUUCGGCUGCCCAUCCCUAACAUUCGUCUGAAGCCAACCCCUGAGAAGUUCACAAUCAAUGUGUUUUCCUGGAUGGAGAACGUCAGCCAAUUGGACAGGCUCAUCACCUUAAGUUGCAACGCGAGGGGGGGUGAUGCUAUCCUGGGUAGCGUUUUCUAUGCAUCUGAUAUUGACUGCAAUAUCUGCGGAGCAUGGCUUCAAGGAUCCUUCGCCUUUCUUGACUCCGAUGUCGUACUGGAUCCACAUAUCUUACUACGAGUUCUAGUAAAAAGAGAUCCUGAUGUGGGAUUCCUGUGGCUCGGUGCUUUUAUCAUCGGAGCGCAAGCGUAUUUGUUGCGAAAAGCGCAAGGAGCUUCGUGGAAAAUCGAUCUGAGUACGUCAGCGUGGACUGGGACGUCUAUGUCCUUUAUUCAGCAGCCUGUCUCAGUAUUACCCACUGGAAUACAGGAAAUCUCGCGUGCUGAUGAGUGCCGGCUGCUAUACCUGUCGCAUGAUCCAUCAUACACGACUCCUCCCCUCUUCCCAUUCGCUCCGUUUGGGUCCACAGCGAUUCUCGACACCAAUAUUGAAGUGCGUGAGCAUAUAAGCUGUGGUCAACCUCAUGGUCUCCAAUACAAAGGAUUGGCGUGGCACUGUCGCGGCAGUAAGCGCACGAUGACAUCGUUCACACAGAUCCCACUGCGUGCAAAAAUCGGAAACGCGACGGAAACAGACUUGAUUGUCAAAUAUAACGAUCUCGAUUACGAAGACGAUGACACCUCCAUGAGGGGUACGCAUCACUUAUUCACUUGGCUGCGCGAUGUGGACGGUUUUCCCAUUGCUGAAAGAGCUAUUCGAGAACAUGAAUGGAUAGAAAAUCUGGAUUCUGAUGAUGACUAUGAGGAACCAAAUGACCGGUGA
Glarea lozoyensis ATCC 20868 is the source of this 1833-nucleotide messenger RNA. RefSeq lists its product as uncharacterized. The transcript has a single exon. Lineage: Eukaryota; Fungi; Ascomycota; Leotiomycetes; Helotiales; Helotiaceae. The coding region runs from base 1 to 1833 and encodes 610 amino acids. The record is from RefSeq and is a predicted model, not a curated record.